Molecule: messenger RNA, 1116 nt
Organism: Maudiozyma saulgeensis
Lineage: Eukaryota; Fungi; Ascomycota; Saccharomycetes; Saccharomycetales; Saccharomycetaceae
Source: the annotation of a GenBank genome assembly
AUGUCUGACGUUAGUAUUGAAAAGACUCAAAUUUUACAAAAAUAUCUAGACCUUGACCAAAGAGGUAGAAUCAUCGCUGAAUAUAUUUGGGUUGAUGGUACUGGUCAUUUACGUUCAAAAGGUAGAACUUUAAAGAAGGCUAUUACUUCUUUAGAUCAAUUACCUGAAUGGAACUUCGAUGGUUCUUCUACUAACCAAGCACCAGGUAACGAUUCUGAUAUUUAUUUAAAACCAUGUGCUUAUUAUCCAGAUCCAUUCAGAAGAGGUGAUAACAUUGUUGUCUUAGCUGAAUGUUAUAACAAUGAUGGUACUCCAAACAAAUUUAACCAUAGACAUGAAGCUGCUAAACUUUUUGCUGCCCAUAAAGAUGAAGAAAUCUGGUUCGGUUUAGAACAAGAAUAUACUUUAUUUGAUAUGUAUGACGAUGUUUAUGGAUGGCCAAGAGGUGGUUUCCCAGCUCCACAAGGUCCUUACUAUUGUGGUGUUGGUGCCGGUAAAGUUUACGCUAGAGAUGUUAUCGAAGCUCAUUACAGAGCUUGUCUUUACGCUGGUAUCGAAUUAUCUGGUAUUAACGCUGAAGUUAUGCCAUCCCAAUGGGAAUUCCAAGUUGGUCCAUGUACUGGUAUUGACAUGGGUGAUCAAUUAUGGGUUGCUAGAUAUUUCUUACACAGAGUCGCUGAAGAAUUUGGUGUUAAGAUUUCCUUCCAUCCAAAACCAUUAAAGGAAGGUGACUGGAAUGGUGCUGGUUGUCACACUAAUGUUUCAACUAAGAACAUGAGAGCUCCAGGUGGUAUGAAAUAUAUUGAUGCUGCCAUUGAAAAAUUAUCAAAGAGACAUGCUGAACAUAUUAGACUAUAUGGUGCUGAUAACGAACAAAGAUUAACUGGUAGACAUGAAACUGCUUCAAUGACUAACUUCUGUGCUGGUGUUGCUAACAGAGGUGCCUCUAUUAGAAUUCCAAGAUCUGUCGCUAAAGAAGGUUUCGGUUACUUUGAAGAUCGUAGACCUGCUUCUAACAUCGACCCAUACUUAGUCACUGGUAUUAUGUGUGAAACUGUUUGUGGUGCUAUUGAAAACGCUGAUAUGAGCAAAGAAUUUGACAGAGAAUCUUCUUAA